CUCCUUACUGGGAAGUGACUGUCAGGUUUACUGUACAGAAAGGGGUGUGUAGACAGACAACCGGAGGCCAUGGUGUAAUGCGAAAGGUAGUAUUUAAGCGAUUGGAAUUUUGAAUAUCAGCCCAGAGUUCAUGUAUUCUUCUUUGACACCCACCUUUUUGGACUUGGGAGAACAUACUUUGUGUUGGAACCGAGAGAGACAGAGGGAAAGAGAGCAGUACAAGGCAUUCACAGCUCCACUGUGGUGACUAUGAAGCAUCUUCAAGAACUGAGCACUUUCAAAGUUUCACUUUGAGACAACGUGGUCUAGAGAAGACAGACGAUUCUUGACAUUGAAGUGAUCAGUGAGGGAUUUUGGUAAGUAUUUAGGUAAUACAUUGCAUGAUGCUUUCGCAUGACUGGAAAUUAGUUAUUAUCGAUCACUUAAAAUAUAUUUAUUGGGUUAUUCGAGAUUGAGGUUUCCUGAAAACCCUCAGGUGUGGCCUUCCUCAAAGCUCACUACUUUACUGCAUGUGUGUCCCUAUGAAGCUUUUCCUACAUUCAUUGAAACAAUUGCUAUCUUUGAAUGAAACCUGAAUUGAGUUCACUCCUAACAUAAAUAUGUUUACUGUUAGAACCUUUGCUGAAUGUAAUGUGUAAGCAAUCCCAUUGAAAGCAAUCGCUUAAGAAGUAUUUGCUCGGAAUCAGGAAUUUUCCAGACUGUUCCACAGUUCAUAAAUAAUUAGCUAAAUUUUAAACUUGAACAGCAUGAUCAGUGAUUAGGCAGUUGGGCCUUAUCUUUCAGUUGCUGCACUGAUGAGUCAUAUCAUACAGAGGAGGAUCAGUUCACCAAUUGCAUAAGACAGAGAGCAGUGGCUUUCAUUUUAAAGAUUGUGAAACUUUUCCAGUAAUAAAAGGGAGUAGAUGGCUUGAAUCACCAGACGACACUAAAUUGGGAUUUUAGCAGGCCUCUGCAAUAAGGUGUUAAGAAGACAGCUAUACCUUUGAUGACAAAUGUAUCUCCAUUUCGUGUGAAUAAAAUGGACCUGCUUUGGGUAAGUUAGAAGACCUAUUUAAGAUGUCCUUAAGAUGAACUCUACCGGCAAGCCUGAUAGGAUCAGCACGGGAAGUUUGGGUAAGGGGACAAUGACAAAGACUUUUACAGACCAUAGUUCAACUGGUGCUCUACUAUGAGAACUGAAUUCCAUAGAUGGCUCGCUCAGGUAUCGUCUAUGGGCUCAGUUCUUUUGGCAUGGUACUCAUUUUCCAAACAUAUUAACCUCAAGAGAUACAAAUGAAGAAAAUGAACAAUGAAUUUCAUAUAAUCCACUUACGUGUAUAUUAACAUCUACCUGUUUCUGAUUCUAUUGUGUGGUAGUUGUAAUAAAAAAAAGUUUUACAUCAAACCCUUUAUUCAUUAACAGAUAACAGUAUAACUUGAAGAACUGCAAAGUCCAUUUGUGAUAAAGUGUGAAGAUGGAAAAGCUUGAUGUGCUGAUGUUGAGAGCAUUUCCUAGUAAAGAAUAUAAGAAGUAUCUACUUUGUUUCUGUUCCUUAUUUCACCACUACGCUCCAAAUGAUCCCUCUUUGAUUAGGUUUCCUGUCCAAUCAUUCAUCAUCUCAUCAUCUAAUGUAUAUUACCAAUCCAAAAAUAGAUGUCUAGCUCCACUCGGACGAACAGCUUUACUUAUAGAACAGACACCUACACAACAAUUUGUUUCAGAGCUGCUCAAGGCAAAGACUCCAGGCCCAGCACCAAUGUGUGACAGUAAAAAGGUGGAGAUCAGAGAUAAAAGAGGUGCCACAUGUGGUGCAUGGAUUCACAUAUGAAUGUGAAUAGUUUAGACAUAGGGCUUUACAUAGGAAAAGGCUCAUAGGCAAUGUACUACUAUAAACCAAGCUUAGGGGAUUGCUAGAUCAUUUAGAAAGACUGUCAUGGCGUUAUGGUGCAAUGAAUAAGUAAGAAAGGAAUGAGAGUUAAUGCUGUGGCCUAAGCCACAGCUUUAUUUAAACUUUGCCCACACCAAAACCUAUAUGCUAAAAAGAGCUUCAAUGUAUUACGUAAUUUCAUGGCAUUGUUCCAUUUAAAGAAAGAGGCCAUCACAUACUGAUAACGAUUUAUUGUAACAAUAGAAACGUAUCAACCUCAACACAUUUUUUUCCUUAUGAUAAAAAUGAGUGUAUGCCCUGACGUUUUGUUCUCCUUUAUAAAGGCCGCAUGUAAUCUCCAACUCCCAACCAUUUAUUGGGGUUUCAACUAAACCCAAACAAAGGGUGAUGUUUGUACAAAUCAUUCAUUGUGCACAUUUCACAAGGGGAAGAAAGUGUGCCCAGAUAAUAUGAUUCCCCCUGCAUAAGUAGUCUUAAUUAUUUUGCUGUUCACACACAUCAGACACAAUUAUCAAAAUAUACACUGAUUGGAUAUGGGCUACAAAGUUUGAGUACAUGGAUUUUACAUUCUGAAUAAUAUUAUAUACAUUCAUAUAUGCGUAAUUGACAGUUUACCAACCACAUAUUACAACUCUGUAAUACUUAUUAUAUAAUCUAUAUGUAGCUUCAUAAUAAAAACGAACCGAUCAUUGGAUAUACGAUCGGUCGCUCAAUGAUAUGGUGUCUUACGUUUGACCAGUUGUUAGCAUUUUGCCAGAGCUGCGGAGCAACAGUCUAUGGCCCCGUGAAGCGGAGCGGAGCUUUCCGAAGACAUUUCUCACUCCUAGUUUGCAUGGUGAAGCAGUUGUUAUCAAGUAAUGCGCAUUGGUUUGGCGGAGCCACUAAAAUUUGUACGGGAGAAAAGAUAGUGCACUUUACUACUGUUUUCUUAAAGACUGACCACUUAUUUCCGAGGCUGUAGCAUGGAUGAAGUACGGCCUACCACUGGUGCCCAAGCCCACGGGCUUGCGUCAAUCUUUCCCCCUGGAUUACAAGCCAUUUACGGGGAAUGCCGGCGUCUCUACCCCGAACAAGCCAACCCGCUCCAGGUUACAGCUAUUGUAAAGUAUUGGUUGGGAGGUCCCGACCCCUUGGACUACAUCAGCAUGUACAGGAACAUAGGGAACCAACCCCAGGAUAUCCAGGAGCAUUGGCACUAUGUCAGCUUCGGACUAAGUGAUCUGUAUGGGGACAAUAGAGUUCACGAAUUCACAGGUUCGGAUGGACCCAGUGGGUUUGGCUUUGAGCUGACUUUUCGCCUGAAACGGGAAGUGGGAGAAACAGCGCCACCUACCUGGCCGGCUGAACUCAUGCAGGGCCUGGCUCGCUACGUCUUCCAGUCUGAAAACACGUUUUGCAGCGGCGACCAUGUGUCGUGGCACAGCCCGCUCGACAACAGCGAGUCUCGUAUCCAACACAUGCUGCUGACCGAGGACCCCCAGAUACAACCUGUCCAAACCCCCUUCGGCACAGUCAGCUUCCUCCAGAUCGUGGGCGUUUGUACCGAGGAGCUGCAGGCAGCCCAGCAGUGGAACGGCCAGGGCAUUUUAGAGUUACUGCGUGGCGUUCACAUGGCCGGUGGUCCGUGGCUGAUCACAGACAUGCGAAGAGGGGAGACCAUUUUUGACAUUGAUCCACACCUACAAGAGAGAGUGGACCAGGGCAUCGAGACGGAGGGCUCCAACCUGAGUGGCGUCAGCGCCAAGUGUGUGUGGGACGACCUGAGCCGGCCCCCGGAGGAUGAAGAGGACACCCGGUCCAUCUGCAUCGGGGCCCAGCCACGCAGGCUCUCGGACAAAGACACCGAGCAGAUCAGGGAGGUCUUGAGGAAGGGCCUGGAAUUCAACACCAAGGCGGCGCUGCCCCCCAUCAGCGCCCAGAGGCACGGCCACGAGAGACCCCAGAGCAGGAAGGACAGUCUGGAGAGCGAGAGCUCGGCCGCCAUCGUGCCCCACGAGCUGGUGCGCACCCGGCAGCUGGAGAGCGUCCACCUCAAGUUCAACCAGGAGUCGGGCACCCUGCUUCCGCUCUGCCUCAGGGGCCGGCUGCUCCACGGGAGACACUUCACCUACAAGAGCAUCAACGGGGACACUGCCAUCACCUUCGUCUCCACGGGCGUGGAGGGGGCCUUCGCCACUGAGGAGCAUCCCUAUGCAGCCCACGGCCCCUGGCUCCAGAUCCUGCUGACGGAGGAGUUUGUGGAGCAGAUGCUCGGAGACUUGCAGGAGCUCAACACUCGUGAAGAGACUAAGCUGCCGAAGGAGUACAGUUGGCCAGAGAAGAAGCUGAAGAUCUCCGUGUUGCCAGACUCUGUGUUUGAUAAUCCGCUCCAGUGAGACCAGGCCCUGCACACGCACACACCCAACACAGACCCUCACCCACCCACUCCUCUCUGUCCAUCGCUUGGGCCCUCCUCUCCUCAUGUUCCUCCAGGCCUGUAACCGCGAGCACGCCCGACCCAGGUGCCUGACGCAAAACACCCUCACAACAUGGCGUGUUCCCUGGGAUUCUAUUGGACGACCAGAGACGGCUUCUCUGAGCCAAUCCCUGGCUGGGAUUGGACUUGUGGACGGCUCCGGUGGGGUGGUGGGGGGUGGGGGGGGCUUUCACAGUUCAGACGGCAGAUCUGAAGACUUUGAAGUCGCGCAGUGGCUCUGACUCUUGCCUUCUGCCUCAUGACUCCUUCUGGCUGCAGGGCACGGCUGUGUCUAUCCGGUGUUAGCUGCUUAAACCCACAACCUGCCGGCCCACAAGGUUUAGGCUUGGCUAUCUGGCUACAGUGAGACAGGGAUGUGUGUCUCAACCAUUCACCGGUAAGGUGGUCGGUCGACUCAGGCGGCUAGACGACAACGCAAACAGAAAUCAGCCCGCGGACCUGAAGGCACACGCAGAAAAGGAUUAAGCAAUGUAAGCAUCCUCAACAGACGCCCUGGUGCAACCCUGAAGAGACCGUUAUUACAUUAAUGACAUUGGCCAAUCCAAGGGCAGACAAGUCAACGUUCUUUCUAUUUUAUUCAGUGUUCUUUACAAUUACGUUUGAAUUUGUAUGUGUUGAAUUUUCAAAUGCUGGACAUUUCCGUUUCGUUGUCUUUAUGGUCAUACCAAAGAGAAAGCAGCUGCCACUUAUUGUCAAUGCAUUCAAACAAUACAUUUGCUGCAAUGUUUUUUACAGACUUUAUAAUCAUGUAUUUUUCCAUCACAGAACUUAUCAACAAAUGUUACAUUUUAUUUUCUUCUCGGCUACAUCACAAGUGCACGAACUCCUAACUUGUUUUUUCUUUUGCAUUAUUGUUACAAGACAUUUCUUCCGCAAAAUGUUUGAAUGAGUCGUAUUGGUUGUGUAUGUUUAAUUUAAUUGUAAGAUAAUUCAUAAUUUUACAUGCAAUGUGACCAUUGCAUGUGCUACACUACCACAAAUGCAAGCUGAUUCUGCAGAUUGCAUUGGAUUGGUGGAACACUGUUAAUUUCCUGCAGAACUCUAUGUACCCCAUCACUCAAUAUUCCCUAAGGCUCAAUAAGUGUAAUGCUGUUCAGUUUUUACUCUUCCAUGUAUUACAUCCAGUGGCUGGAAAAGUGUUCUCUGCAAUAAUAGCCUUCAACACAAGGACCGGAUUAAUGCUAAAGAAGUUCUUCAGUGCCUGUAGUUGACCGUGAGCUAUUUAGACGGUCGACUCUCCCUAAUUGUUUCAAAAGAAAGGCUACUGUAAUCUUUGGUUUCCUGAUCCUGUCAAUACAUUCCGUGUGAACUCCUAGUGAAGAGACUGUUAUUACAUAGUUCUAGUACAAAAAUGUGCGUGUUUUUUUUUAACAACAUAUGGGGGGGGUUCAAUCAUUAUUUUUUUCUACAGUCUCAUUUCACUGAACUUUCUACAUGUUUGUAUGUAAUCCCAAGUGCAUUAAGAUAUUUACACAAUAAAGAUACAAGAUUUUCUUGGAAACCUUCA
Molecule: messenger RNA, 5851 nt
Organism: Gadus morhua (Atlantic cod)
Lineage: Eukaryota; Metazoa; Chordata; Actinopteri; Gadiformes; Gadidae
Gene: sufu
Product: suppressor of fused homolog (Drosophila)
Exons: 12
Coding region: 2831-4243 (470 amino acids)
Cellular component (GO): nucleus; cytoplasm
Molecular function (GO): transcription factor binding
Source: RefSeq, a predicted model, not a curated record